AUGGAUUCUAUCAACUCGCUACUAAAUGAGAUUUUUGGGUCGGUGGCAAUUCAACCGCAAAAGGUGACCGAAAUGUUUGAUAUUCAGAUUCCAACGAUUCCAGACAAGAGUCGACCUCUUCGACCCGUGAUCGCAACCAACCGACAGACGCAAAUUCCCUCUCAACCAUAUUCCACGAACACGAAGGAUGGUCCCUCUAUUGAAGAGGAAGUCGAAAGUCUCUUUCGCCCAUCGCAGGAAUCAGGAGAUUAUCAAGCAACUCAAACAAAUGAAGGCGUAUAUCAGGAUUAUGAUGUGUAUCAUGAUCGUAAUAAUAGUACUAAUCAUGUUAGAAGAGAAAACAAUGCAUAUCAUACAAACAACACAUACAACACGAAUCGAACUCAACCAAUGAAACCAAUCAACCAAAAUGCUUAUCCUCCUUUCCACACUCAAUACACCGAUUUGGUGCGUGUUCACGACGUUCUCGACUCCAUGUACUGGAAGAUCAUUCCAUACGACUAUUUCAACCGCAUCCAGUCCGCUGUUUGCGACGCCAUUCUCCACUCCUCCGAAAACAUCGUCGUCUCUGCCCCCACCGGUUGCGGUAAAACAGUUCUGUUGGAACUCGCCGUGCUAAAACUGCACCACGAAUGGAUUACUGACCCCUCGACCUCCCCUUCGGCUAGCUUUCCUUAUAGUAUUGUCUAUGUCUGCCCCACGAAAGCACUCUGCAAUGAGAUCUUCACGAAAUGGAGCAGCACGUUCGCUUCGCUCGGCCUCAAAUGCGUGGAAGUCACAGGAGACACAGACACUGUCGUCACGCGUUUGCGUUUCCUCGAAACGAUUCACUGUAGAGCUGCACAAACAACUCGCUUCCUUUCACAUUAUUUUCACGACUCCCGAAAAGCUAGAGAUUCUUUCUCGACGGUGGAGUGCUCCGUUCGGCGAUGA
Messenger RNA from Blastocystis hominis, 933 nucleotides. RefSeq lists its product as hypothetical. NCBI's taxonomy places the organism in Eukaryota, Bigyra, Opalinata, Blastocystidae. The record is from RefSeq and is a predicted model, not a curated record. The coding region runs from base 1 to 933 and encodes 310 amino acids. Gene Ontology annotation, molecular function: DNA helicase activity; nucleic acid binding; ATP binding. Gene Ontology annotation, biological process: resolution of meiotic recombination intermediates. Gene Ontology annotation, cellular component: nucleus. The transcript is spliced from 5 exons.